UAUCGAGAACUGUUCGUAGAUCCGGAUAUGCUUCGCGAUGAAUUUUACUACUCGGGCACGAGGACGUGGUCUUCAUCUCCUUCACCCUCCACGACUGUCGCCAGCCUUCAACCUCCGCUGGUCGACGUGUCAGUUAUAGCAGAUGAAGUCCAACCACUCGUUUUGGAAAACACGUUUGGGGAUGAUGAAACCUUGUGCAACGCUCUGCAGGACCUGUCGCCGGAGUAUGCUCUAGGACACUACGAAUUCCGAUACCUUGAUAGUGGUGUUGGGCGCGGGAGGAAGCCAGCGGUCGACGUCGAGGCAGCACAGUCUACUGCUACUACCCCUUCUACAACGAAUUCCUUACUAACGUACUACAACAAUGUCUCUUCCGUAAUAUCUCCAAAAACUAUAACCAGGAUCAAAAAUCCGUUACCGUUCUGCAUCCACCUACCUGGCCUCUUCCCCCUAGCCGACCGUGAGGAGCGCAAUCUCCGAGAGAAAGCGUUUCAGGGAUUUUUGGCUGGCAACGGUAUCGACCGGGAAUGGCUCUACUUUCAACUCUUCAAAGACUUGCCGACGAUGAAGGCGUUGACCAAAGUCCUAGUAGGCUGUGGAGACGAUUUCGGAGAAGAUGUCGGAGAAGCAGGAGGAGGUGGGAGCUGCAGGACACGACAGGUUUUCGAGGUUACAGCUGCAGGAGUAGAUAUCUCAAGCACAAGAUCCCCUGCUCUGGAGCAAGGUCUCCUUCUAGUCUCAUCGAAAAAAGAUGAUAUCUUGCGAGAGCUUGGUCAACUUGGACAGACGAGGACGACAGCAGGUAGUUCCAGUUCUAGCACAAUUAUAUCUCCAGUAGUCACGGCGUUCACGAG
Molecule: messenger RNA, 854 nt
Organism: Amoebophrya sp. A25
Lineage: Eukaryota; Dinophyceae; Syndiniales; Amoebophryaceae
Source: the annotation of a GenBank genome assembly